GGGGAGUCCCACUGCAAGUCUGUCGGCUGCAUCGUCGACGGCGUGCCACCCGGAAUGGACUUGUCUGAGAAAGACAUCCAGCCGCAGUUGACCAGAAGAAGACCGGGUCAGUCGAAGUUGUCAACUCCUAGAGAUGAGAAGGACCGCGUGGAGAUCCAGUCUGGUACCGAAAACGGCAAGACCUUGGGGACUCCAAUUGGCAUGUUGGUCAGAAACGAGGACCACAGACCGCACGACUACUCCGAAACUGACUUGUACCCAAGACCGUCGCACGCCGAUUACACGUACUUGGAAAAGUACGGUACCAAGGCAUCCUCUGGCGGUGGUAGAGCCUCUGCCAGAGAGACCAUCGGGCGCGUAGCCGCUGCGGGGAUUGCUGAAAAGUUCCUCACCUUGGUCAACGGCGUGGAAAUCGUCGCUUUCACAACCCAGAUCGGCCUGGUCAAGAUGGACAGAGACCUGACCACCGGAGAGUUCCAUCAACUCUUAGAUACCAUCACCAGGGAGCAGGUCGAUGCCUGUGGCCCUGUUAGAUGUCCGGAUGCGUCUGUGCGAGACUUGAUGACCAAAGAGAUUGAGCGUUACAGAGACGCGAACGAUUCUAUCGGUGGGAUUGUGACCUGUGUCAUCAGAAAUUUGCCUACUGGGCUUGGUGAGCCAUGCUUCGAUAAGUUGGAGGCGAUGUUGGCGCACGCAAUGUUAUCCAUCCCUGCUUCCAAGGGUUUCGAAAUCGGCUCCGGCUUCAGCGGGGUCUCCGUGCCGGGCUCCCAGCACAACGAUACCUUCUACUUGGAUACUUCCGCCGGUAGGCUCAGAACCAGGACUAACAACUCCGGUGGAACCCAGGGUGGAAUCUCCAACGGUGAAAACAUCUACUUCUCCGUCGCUUUUAAGUCCGCCGCCACCAUCUCUCAAGAGCAAAAAACCGCCACCUACGACGGUAAGGAUGGUAUCUUGGCCACCAGAGGCAGACAUGAUCCGUCUGUCACUCCAAGGGCCGUCCCAAUUGUCGAGGCCAUGGCCGCGUUGGUUUGUGCCGAUGCUUUGUUGAUGCAAAAGUCCAGAGAGUUUGCCGCGUCUAUUGUCGCCAAGUAGCUGAUAAAGAUCUGAUAGAAUCUAGAGGGAUAGACGAAGGAGCUAAGACUUAUAUAUUUUUAGCAAUAAAGAGAUUGGUUGAUUGCCGUGUUUUAAACUGGAAGAGAGGUAGCAAUGCCAAUACGAAUUGGCAUAUAGGGUGUAGUGAUACCCACAAGAAUAGCCCAAGUGUAAGGGAGGAAAUAACCAGUAUUUUAUAUAUUAUUUUUUUACAGCGAAUCUAAAAGUUGAAACGG
Babjeviella inositovora NRRL Y-12698 is the source of this 1331-nucleotide messenger RNA. It is a transcript of the gene ARO2, whose product is annotated as bifunctional chorismate synthase/riboflavin reductase [NAD(P)H]. Gene Ontology annotation, biological process: aromatic amino acid biosynthetic process; chorismate biosynthetic process. The transcript has a single exon. The record is from RefSeq and is a predicted model, not a curated record. Gene Ontology annotation, cellular component: cytosol. Bases 55 to 1095 code for a protein of 346 amino acids. NCBI's taxonomy places the organism in Eukaryota, Fungi, Ascomycota, Pichiomycetes, Serinales. Gene Ontology annotation, molecular function: chorismate synthase activity; FMN binding.